This is a messenger RNA of Cornus florida, 1266 nucleotides long. RefSeq lists its product as uncharacterized. Gene Ontology annotation, molecular function: DNA binding; DNA-binding transcription factor activity. The record is from RefSeq and is a predicted model, not a curated record. The transcript has 6 exons. The coding region runs from base 1 to 1266 and encodes 421 amino acids. Lineage: Eukaryota; Viridiplantae; Streptophyta; Magnoliopsida; Cornales; Cornaceae.
AUGACUUUCAGGGAAGUUAGGUUUGUCAUUUCAAUCUCUAUCUGGAACUUAGCUCAUUCUGCUGAAGAAAUUUUCACUGCACGUCAUAACCAGGAAGUAUUUGCUGAUCUUAUGAAAGCUUCAAGCUCAGAAAGAAGUAUGGAGGAAGAAGGAAAUCAUGAUGGUUCAGCGAUGAAUCCAUUGGAGAGGGACGAGGAGGAAGAAGCUGAAAGUAAUCCUAAAACAAGUACUGCAAGCUCAAGCAACAGCAUAGUGGAUGAAGAGAGUGAUAAGAAGGAAAACCCUAGUGGGGUUCGACCCUAUAUCCGAUCUAAGGUCCCGAGGCUAAGGUGGACUCCCGAUCUUCAUUUUUGUUUCGUUAAAGCUGUGGAGAGACUUGGAGGGCAAGAGAGAGCAACACCUAAACUAGUUCUGCAACUAAUGAACGUCAAGGGCCUAAGCAUAGCUCAUGUCAAGAGCCACUUGCAGAUGUAUCGGAGCAAGAAGAUCGAUGAUCAGGGCCAAGUUAUAAAUGAUAGAGCAUAUCCAAUGGGAAGUACUGCAGAUCAUGAUGUCCACAGCCUUUGGCAACUUCCCAUGGUUGAUCAAAGAGUUAGAUCCAACUUCAGGUAUGGUGGUGUUUCUUGGACUAGUGGCUAUGGAAAUCAGAUCUCCAAAUCUUGCAUGACCGAUAACACGAAUAUUAGAAUGGGAGCUCGCUUUCAUGGUUCAGUACCAGUAACUGAGAGAAUCCAUGGAGGGAUUGGUGUCAACAGAAGGAAUAUUGGAGCUUUCUACAUGGAUAUUAAUGGUUCUACUUUCAGUACUACACAAAGAUGGAAGAGAACUCAUGAGACCGCGGAAGAAAUUAGGCUUUCAUAUGGCUGCAAAUACAAUCAGAUUCCCACCAGGUCAACCCUAAUGGAGCCCUCUUCGAGUACCACACAAUGGCUUCGAAUAGGAGAGGAAGCAAAAUGCUUCAAUAAUUCCAUCACUUCAGACACUAAUUGGAGCAUCAAUGGAGAAAAGCAAAACACGAGGAAGAGAAAAGCUCCAGACAAUGACCUUGAUCUGAAUCUGUCACUGAGCAUGAAGCCGGGACGAGAGGAAAUAAAGAGAACACCUUGGGAUGAGGAGGAAGUGAAUAGCAGUCUAUCUCUUUCAUUAUCUUCUUCUUCAAAGAGAAAAACCUAUUCUAUAGAUCUAAAUAAGCAAAUUAGGUUGAAUGUAGAAAAUAAUUCAGAGAAUCCCAGCUUGGCAAGUACCCUGGAUCUGACUAUGAAUUAG